Candidula unifasciata is the source of this 214-nucleotide messenger RNA. NCBI's taxonomy places the organism in Eukaryota, Metazoa, Mollusca, Gastropoda, Stylommatophora, Geomitridae. The record is from the annotation of a GenBank genome assembly.
AACAUACACACACAAUUAAUUUUGUGCAGAGAUUUUAAUAAACACUCACAUAGAAAAAUGCAAGAUAUAAGUGGGGAAAACAAUAUCAAAACAGGGAAGGGUGGACGAAAUAUACACCCUGCCCCCCCCCCCCUCCUCCCCCAACAAGCACGUAGAAACCUAUUUGCUGUACACGGACAAACAGUGGGAUCAUUUCAGCAGACUUCGGUUAAGG